AUGAAGGCCCCCGUCAUCUCCCUCCCCUCCCCCUCGCUCGCCGCCUGCGUCUGCGCCAUCGUCGACGUCGCCAUCGCCGGCGGCGUCGUCGUCCUCCGCGCCGCCAUGCCCGUCUCCUACGCCGCCCACCUCGACGCCGCCAUCGCCGCCGGCGUCGGCUCCUUCAAGGUCGAGAUUGGCUGCGGCGGCCCGGCCACUCCGCCGCCACCCCAGCCGCCCCGGGAGAAGCGCGACUGCGCGGACAUUGAGGGAGCCAUCACCACGGCGGAGGCGAUGCUCAGGAAGGGGCUGCGCGCGCUGCCGGGGUUCUCGGACUCGGGCGUGUGCCAGACCGGCAUCAAGAACGGCAUCAAGGCGUUCAAGGACGUUCUGGGCUGCGAGCAGGUGAAGGCUAGCGAGUGA
Molecule: messenger RNA, 402 nt
Organism: Cordyceps fumosorosea ARSEF 2679
Lineage: Eukaryota; Fungi; Ascomycota; Sordariomycetes; Hypocreales; Cordycipitaceae
Exons: 1
Coding region: 1-402 (133 amino acids)
Source: RefSeq, a predicted model, not a curated record